Passer domesticus (house sparrow) is the source of this 1948-nucleotide messenger RNA. It is a transcript of the gene TULP1, whose product is annotated as TUB like protein 1. The coding region runs from base 510 to 1583 and encodes 357 amino acids. Gene Ontology annotation, biological process: protein localization to cilium. The record is from RefSeq and is a predicted model, not a curated record. Gene Ontology annotation, molecular function: actin filament binding. The transcript is spliced from 13 exons. Gene Ontology annotation, cellular component: cilium. Lineage: Eukaryota; Metazoa; Chordata; Aves; Passeriformes; Passeridae.
GCCCCAGUGAAGAGCCGGGGAGCCCCCAGCAGCACAAACCCAAACAGAAGCUGAAGAAGAAGAGGCAGGAGCCCGGGCUGGAUCCCGAGGCCAAACCACGGCGGCCGCGGGUGAAGAAGCUGAGUGAGGCAGGGGCUGCAGAGGAGCCCCCAGCCCCGGCACAGGGGGUGAAGAAGGUGAGGAAGAAGAAGGAGGAGAAGGGGGAGGAGGAGAGCGACAAGGACCCCUCCUCCAAAUUCACCAAGGAGCCUCGGAAGAAGAAGGAAAGCCUGGCUCCCCGCUCCCAAGUGCCCAAGGGCUCCAAGAAACCCCAAGAGCCGGCUGAGGAUGAGGAGGAUGAGGAAGAGGAAGAAGAAGAGGUGGAGAAUAAAAACCCGCCGAAAAAGCUCAAGAAGAAGCUCCCCAAAGAGCCCCUCUCCGGCGGGGGGGAGAAGAAGCUGAAGACGAAGGAAGACAAGAGUGACCCUGACAGCAAAGCCAAACCUGCCAAAAGCACCAAGAAGGAGCCCAUGUCCGUGUUCCAGGUGAAGAAGGAGAAGAAAAGCAAGAAGAAAGCCGCCACCAGCAGUGAUGAGGAGGAUGAUUCCGACUCCAGCACCAAACCCAUUAGGUCAGAGAAGAAGAAAAACCCAGCAUCCCUCUUUCAGACUGGUGGGGACCCCCCAAAAGAGAGAAAAUCCAAAAAGAAAGUUCCUCCCAAAGGGGCUGAGAGUGAGGAGGAGACCCCAGAGACCCAGCAGAAAAACUCCAACAAGAAGGGGAAAGCCAAGAAAUCAAAGAAGCAGAAGGAGGAGAGGCCGCCGUCCCCUGCCAUCGAGGUGGACAACCUGGAGGAGUUCGUGCUGCAGCCGGCGCCGCAGGGCGUGACCGUCAAGUGCCGGGUGACACGGGACAAGAAGGGCAUGGACAGGGGGCUGUACCCCACCUACUACCUGCACUUGGACAACGACAAGAAGGUGUUCCUCCUCGCUGGGAGAAAGCGUAAGAAGAGCAAAACCUCCAACUACCUCAUCUCCAUCGACCCCACUGACCUGUCACGGGGCGGAGAGAACUUCAUUGGGAAGCUGAGAUCCAACCUGAUGGGGACGAGGUUCACCGUGUUCGACAACGGCGCCAACCCCGACAGAGCCAACGCUGACUGGUCCAACGUGCGGCAGGAGCUCUCGGCCGUGGUCUACGAGACCAACGUUUUAGGGUUCAAAGGCCCCCGGAAGAUGACUGUCAUCAUCCCUGGCAUGAAUGCUGACUGUGAGAGGGUGCCCAUCCGGCCCCGGAAUGACAACGACGGGCUCCUGAUGCGAUGGCAGAACAGGAACAUGGACAACGUGAUCGAGCUGCACAACAAAGCCCCAGUGUGGAACGACGAGACCCAGUCCUACGUCCUCAAUUUCCACGGCCGGGUCACCCACGCCUCCGUCAAAAACUUCCAGAUCGUGCACAGCAGUGACCCUGACUACAUCGUGAUGCAGUUUGGGCGGGUGGCGGACGACGCCUUCACCAUGGACUACAACUACCCCCUGUGCGCCCUGCAGGCCUUCGCCAUCGCCCUCUCCAGCUUCGAUGGGAAGCUGGCCUGCGAGUAGCACCGGGACCCCGGGGCUGCCGGGACCACCGGGACCACCGGGGCUGCUCCUGCAGCCCCGUCCUGUUCCGCUCCCUGCACUUCCACCUUCUUGCAGUCACGGCUGUUCCUGGCGUGCUUCAAGGCACCUGGUGCCCACCGAGUGCUGUGGGGUGAUCACCCAGCUGCAGCCACCCUGCCCCUCCAGGCAAAUUCGGGGCAAAUCGCUGGGCUGGGGUGAUGGCAGGGCCAGGCUGGAGGUGUAUUCAUAUUCAGCAGAUGAGGCUGACUGCAAUCCCUGUCUCAUCCCGUUGGACUCAGAUCCCGGAAAUUCAUCCACCCUCCCCCCGCUUUUUUUUUUUCUUCUUUUGGGUUUUUUUUUUUUGG